UUCUUAUUUCAGUAGCGUUAAGUAGAGUUGAUGUAGUGUAAUCGUCUUAAUUUAGGUAUCCGUGUAUGAAAAAAUAUUACUUGUAUUAAUAUGGUUUGCAUAAAACUAUUUGUUAUUAUUUUUGGUACUGCGUAUUGUUAUCCAUCAUUAUGGGUUCAGAAAAUAGCUGAAAAUUCACAGUAUAAUGAACAGGAUAAUAUAAUCAAAAAGUAUGACGAGUUUCCCGAUUUGGAAAGCUAUUUCCGACAAAAUAUUACAGGAGAAUCUAAAUCAAAAGAUUAUACCGAAGCAAUUAUACCUUUUACAACAAUAUUUCUAAAUAUGACUAGUACUUCGGCAUCAGUUACAACUACUUCCACCAUAAGCAGUACAGUCUCUUCCACCACAAUUCCUAGUAAAAUUAAUCAAGUUCCGGAUGAAAACAAAAUAUACAAAAAUACUUUUAGUAAUAAAAUAAAAAAUAUUAGUGAAGAAAUUGAUGAUUUAAAUAUCAAGGCUUCUCAAGAAGCCAAUAGUAGUGAAGAAUCUGAAGAGGGAGGGAACAUGCUAACAGGUUUACUAUCUGCGUUUUUGGGUGGUCUGAGUAAGCCUGACGGCAGUAUAGACUUAGAAGCUAUUAUUGGAUUACUUGGAAGUUUAAGCACUCAAAAUCCGGAUGGAACUUAUGACUUUGAUGGUUUGACACAGCUUUUAAGAAGCUUUUUUGGAGGUAGUCCCGAUGGAGGCGGAUCUGAUAUUGGUGCAUUUGCUGGUGGAUUACUUGGAGCAUUUAUUAAAGGUGUCGCUAAUCCUCCUGGUCCGAAAGGCGCGGGUAUUCUAGCCGGGAAGGUGGUGACUGGUAUAUUGCCAGCCUUGAGUGCCCCAGAAACAAAUUUGGAUGGCCAUGGUGCAACCUCUUGGAAAAAAGAACCUCCAUUAGAUUCAGGAUCUUUCUUGACUGGAUUAUUAAAAACAGUCUUAGGAAUUAAUAGAAAUGAAAUGGGACAGAAGACCGGUUCGAAGUAUACUUUAUUCAAACUGAUCUUCUCUGCAAUUACUGGUGUGAUUUCAGCCGCAUCUUCUUUAUCGUCCAAAUCCGACUGGCAAAAUUAAAAAUUUUAUUUACAUAGUUAUAUAUUUAUAUAGUAGAAAAGUGUGACAUGCUAUUAAUUAUAAUUAACUUUGACUGAGCUAGAAUUUUUUAUUCAAUAUAUUGUAUCUUUUUUCGUGAAUUAAAAGGUAAAUUAAACUUAAAAAUAUAUUAUAAAUAUAUUAUUAUAGGUUA
Molecule: messenger RNA, 1264 nt
Organism: Anthonomus grandis grandis
Lineage: Eukaryota; Metazoa; Arthropoda; Insecta; Coleoptera; Curculionidae
Exons: 9
Coding region: 91-1092 (333 amino acids)
Source: RefSeq, a predicted model, not a curated record